Molecule: messenger RNA, 1697 nt
Organism: Papilio xuthus (Asian swallowtail)
Lineage: Eukaryota; Metazoa; Arthropoda; Insecta; Lepidoptera; Papilionidae
Product: NADH-ubiquinone oxidoreductase subunit 8
Exons: 2
Coding region: 21-737 (238 amino acids)
Biological process (GO): mitochondrial electron transport, NADH to ubiquinone; mitochondrial respiratory chain complex I assembly
Cellular component (GO): respiratory chain complex I; membrane
Molecular function (GO): 4 iron, 4 sulfur cluster binding; NADH dehydrogenase activity
Source: RefSeq, a predicted model, not a curated record
UCAUUGAAACUGACAUAAAAAUGAUUGCUGCUAGGUAUUUUAUUUUUAAAUUCGUAAAAUUCGAUAGCUUUAAAAGUACGAAAUGUAUUCGUCGAUACUGCCAAGGGAAAUGUCCCGAAGAAGGAAAUCCGCCUUGUAUACCAUUCAAUCCGUGUGUACCUGCGUACCCCGUCAACUUCUGCAGGCCGAGAACAAAAUACGACGUUACCUUUGCCUAUAUCAAUGAUGUGCCGCCGAAAUCCGGAGGCAGGGAUAUAGUAGACCGCGCUGCACAAACUGUUUUUUGGACAGAACUUGUAAGAGGUUUCGCUGUUACAUUGGCCCAUAUAUUUAAAGAGCCUGCAACAAUUAACUAUCCUUUCGAGAAAGGUCCGAUAUCACCACGUUACCGCGGUGAGCAUGCAUUGAGAAGAUAUCCUUCAGGUGAAGAAAGAUGCAUUGCAUGCAAGCUAUGUGAAGCAGUUUGUCCAGCACAAGCUAUUACUAUUGACGCGGAAGAACGCGCUGACGGUUCCCGUAGAGCAAUACGAUACGAUAUCGAUCUAACUAAAUGUAUCUUCUGUGGUUAUUGUCAAGAAGCAUGUCCCGUUGACGCUAUCGUCGAAGGACCAAAUUUUGAAUAUUCUACCGAAACGCACGAAGAAUUGAUUUACAACAAAGAAAAGUUGUUGGGUAACGGAGAUCGAUGGGAACCUGAAAUAGCGAGUAGUAUUAGAGAUACCCAUCUCUAUCGCUAAAACGUUAGUUUCGACAUUUUUUACGUCUAUGUUUAGACUUUAUUACAAUUUUCAUUUCUACGAUUUUUUAUCAAUCUCUUCUCACUGUCAUUACAAAACAAAUUUUAAAGAGUCGAUGAUACAUAAUUAUGACAAACAUAUUUAGUAACGAUUAGGUUCGAAAUUCAAGAUAUUUUCGAUAAUUUUUGAAAACAGAAGCGAAUAUCGUUUCCAAUGCAAUAAAAAGAUCGUUUUAAUUUCUCGUUACCAACAAAAGUGGUAGCGCUUGAAGAAUUUAUUAUUUAAACAUCAAUGCCCUAUGGGAACGUAAUUCCAUCAAAAUUUCGAGAGGAAAAUUUUAAAGCGGGAGUACUUAUUGGGCGACCUUAAGAGUUCAUAAAUCAUUUAUGUAAAUUAACCUUACAAAUAUAGUUAAUAAUAUAACCAAUAAUAAAGAACAUAUUUUGUUACUUAAAUUUUAAUUCAAGAUUUCCAAAUUAAACCAACCAUAACGCAAAAAAUAAUCUAUUGAGAAUCACCUCCAUUUCGAAGUCGGUUAAAAAUACAAAGAGUAUAAAGCCGUCUGAUAUCUGUCAAAGAUUGUAAAGAUGCAACGUUUACUUUAUGCCUAACACCUAUUGUUAAGCUUAAUAAUGGAAUGUGUUUACGACAAAACCAUGUGGGUAUGGUUUGAGAAAUUUCCAAACUCCCUGGCAAUGAUUGAAUUAACCCUGGCUGGCAUAUGCUUAAGUCCUUUAGACUUUGAAAAAAGAUAGCGAGUCGAUAUUAAAAAGAAAAAAAUGAUAUAAAAUUUGGAUAUUUGAAACGCAUUGUAAACCUGAAAAUGUUUUUUGAUCUGAUAGUAAUUCAUACCAAUAUAUCAACUUGAUAUUCGAGUCCGAGACCUUCUUUGCACUUUACAUAACCUCUAAAGUACAAGACAAUCUGAAUUGUAUACAAUAAAAUAAAAUGAACGAUGGA